AUGAAGAACCAGACCAAGAUCAAGGAGUUCUUACUCCUCGGAUUCACUGAGAACCACAAUCUAGAAAUCUUUCUCUUUGUGCUCUUUUUAAUCAUGUACCUUAUGACCAUAGCAGGAAACCUACUAAUUAUUAUCAUCACUUUGACGGAUUUCCGUCUCCGAACCCCCAUGUAUUUUUUCCUCCGAAAUUAUGCCAUCUUGGAAAUUGGAUAUACUACUACUGUCAUGCCAACAGCCUUGAUUAACUUGGCAACUGGCAGGAAAACAAUCUCUUUUGCGGGUUGUAUAAGCCAGUCUUUUAUGUAUUUCUUUUUGGGCACCACUGACUUCUUCCUGCUGACAGUGAUGUCCUUCGACAGAUACGUGGCCAUCUGCCACCCUCUACGGUACACCACCAUCAUGAAAGAUAGUUUCUGCACACUCUUGGUGCUGUAUUCUUGGGGAGGGAGCUUCGUCAUGAUUUUUGGCCAAACCAUGCAUGACUAUCAGUUUCCCUUUUGCGGCUCAAAUGUCAUCGACCAUUUCUUCUGUGACAGCAGACCUUUGCAGAAACUUCAGUGUGGAGAUAAACAGCUCCUUGAGCUGAUCGGCUUCAUUUCAGCUGUGUUUUCUCUCAUGGGAACUUUAGCGAUCACCGUCGUCUCUUACAUGAGGAUUAUCCACACCGUUCUCCACAUCCCCACUGCUGCAGGUAGGCAGAAGGCCUUUUCCACCUGUGCUGCCCACAUCACUGUGGUCUCCAUCACCUACGGCAGCUGCAUAUCUAUGUACGUCAAACCGGUGCAAGAUGGUGGGCAAAACUUCAACAAAGUUGUGGCUGUUCUCAACAACGUCGUGUGUCCUCUCAUGACCCCAUUUGUUUACAGUCUGAGGAACAAGCAGGUCCAAAAUGCUUUAAAGGAUGCUUUUGACUGUAAAAUGGUAUCUUAUAAACUGCAGAGGGUCUCAUUGAGGAGGAAAGGGUAA
Euleptes europaea (tarantolino) is the source of this 966-nucleotide messenger RNA. RefSeq names its product olfactory receptor 49-like. NCBI's taxonomy places the organism in Eukaryota, Metazoa, Chordata, Lepidosauria, Squamata, Sphaerodactylidae. The record is from RefSeq and is a predicted model, not a curated record. Gene Ontology annotation, molecular function: olfactory receptor activity; G protein-coupled receptor activity. Gene Ontology annotation, biological process: G protein-coupled receptor signaling pathway. The transcript has a single exon. Bases 1 to 966 code for a protein of 321 amino acids. Gene Ontology annotation, cellular component: membrane.